Molecule: messenger RNA, 279 nt
Organism: Physella acuta
Lineage: Eukaryota; Metazoa; Mollusca; Gastropoda; Physidae
Source: RefSeq, a predicted model, not a curated record
AUGUCAUACAACAUUUCAUACAACAUUUCAUACAGCAUUUCAUACACCAUUUUAUACAGCAUGUCAUACAACAUUUCAUACAACAUUUCAUACACCAUUUCAUACAACAUUUCAUACACCAUUUUAUACAGCAUCAUGUCAUACAACAUUUCAUACAACAUUUCAUACACCAUUUCAUACACCAUUUUAUACAGCAUGUCAUACAACAUUUCAUACAACAUUUCAUACACCAUUUCAUACACCAUUUCAUACAACAUGGUUAUCAAGGGCAUACGAUAA